Oncorhynchus tshawytscha (Chinook salmon) is the source of this 4294-nucleotide messenger RNA. RefSeq names its product syntaxin-6. Gene Ontology annotation, cellular component: synaptic vesicle membrane; SNARE complex; endomembrane system. NCBI's taxonomy places the organism in Eukaryota, Metazoa, Chordata, Actinopteri, Salmoniformes, Salmonidae. The coding region runs from base 275 to 976 and encodes 233 amino acids. The transcript has 8 exons. The record is from RefSeq and is a predicted model, not a curated record. Gene Ontology annotation, molecular function: SNARE binding; SNAP receptor activity. Gene Ontology annotation, biological process: vesicle fusion; intracellular protein transport; Golgi vesicle transport.
CGACUGAUGAUUAGAUAGCUUUAAAGAUAAAUACUUCUGGUUGUUCUCAUUGCAUAUCUAAAUAUUUCAGAAACCAGUCACCAAAUAAUACACGGACCUUCGAACCGGAAGCAAAUUUGUGGGGUCAUGGAAACUUUGAAAGGUUUUCUGUCGGAUGCACGCAUGUAAACAGAACCUCUUGUUUAGUUGGUGUAAGACCAACAACAGGUCAUGCAUGCCUCUCAAGGGGGUACGAAUUUGAAACAUUAGUAUUGCAGUAAAUUAUUGAGCAAAAAUGUCUAUGGAAGAUCCGUUUUUCGUCGUCAAAUGUGAGGUCCAGAAGGCGGUGAACACUGCCCAAGGGCUGUACCAGAGAUGGAGCGAGCUGCUACAGGAUCCCAGUGGUACUUCCAAGGAGGAGGUGGACUGGACCACCAAUGAGUUGAGAAACAGUCUGCGGUCCAUCGAAUGGGACCUGGAGGAUCUCGAUGAGACCAUCAGUAUUGUUGAAUCAAACCCUAAGAAGUUCAAUCUGGACACAGUGGAGCUGACAAAACGGAAAGGCUUCAUCACAAGCACUAGACAAACUGUUAAGGAAAUGAAAGACCACAUGUCCAGUCCAACAGCCUUAGCCAUGUCAGACAAGAAAAAUAGACAGGCUCUGUUAGGGAACAGUGGGUCUCAAGGCCCAAUCUGGCAACCAGGACCUGACAAAUACACCCGUCUGGACCAAGAGCUACGUACGGCCAACUCCAUGUUCAUUGAUGAGCAGCAAACCCAGCAGCAGCUCAUGGCAGAGCAGCAGGAUGACCAGCUGGAGCUGGUGUCUGGGACCAUCGGGGUGCUGAAGAACAUGUCUGAGAGGAUUGGUAUGGAGCUGGAUGAACAGACCGUGAUGCUGGAUGACUUCUCCAAUGAGAUGGAAGGUACCCACUCCAGACUAGACAAUGUCAUGAAGAAGCUGGCCAAGGUCUCCAAUAUGACCACCGGUCACUGAUGUAUGGAUGGUCAUUAAAGAUGAUAUAUGCUUUACUUGAGAGUGGCUUCCUGUUGAAGGGAAUGUCUGUGCAGACGACCUGGAGUCAUAAAGGGUCACGGCUGGAGAGGAAGGAAAAGUACCCCCCCACACCCCAUCAAAUGGUUGCACCACCUUAUAAGGAAACACCCUCAGGAAGCUUUCAACAGGAAGAACUCAGGAGACAGGGAGUCAAAUGAAAUCUGGCCGUUUUUUUGUCAGGAUAUCCUGCCGGUCCUUUCCCCCCAGCCCCUAGACAAUGUGCCUGCUGGUACUUUCCCCCCGGCCCCUAGACAAUGUUCUUAGGGUUUUAUAUAGUAUUAUUCCCCUGCUAUUUUUCCCCCCCCCUUUGCAACAUGCCACUCCAGUUGCAACUUUAAAAUAUGAUUGUUUCAGGUUGAAAGACAUGAUAGCCUUCAUAGAACAUAAAUUCCUCACAAUUGUAUGUAUUUGGACCUUUCAUGCCUUAAUAUGUCUGAAAUAAUUGUGUUUAUUUAUUUUUACAUUUUAAAAAAACUGACAGAUCAAUUGUUUGAUACAGUUCACCCUCCUCUCUUUCUCUCUUCCCUUCUCUUGCAGACCGCCGACAGUGGUGUGCUAUCGGCAUUCUACUGGCCAUUCUGUUUGUGGUCGUCAUGCUCCUCUUAAUCCUAUGAUGACUGUCCACCACCACAACAACACCCCUGUCUCCGUUUGACCAUAGGGAUGGACUUUACAUGGGGCUUGGGAAAACAUCAAGGUUUCCAUUGACAUAGGGAAAUGGCUAUCUACCCCAACCCUCUUUUUACUACAUACUGCUGAAUAUACAGCGAUUCUUCCGUAGCUGGUGCAAGUUUCUGCUCAAGCAACAUUCUCAGUUGUCAUUUUAGCACUAAACUUAAACCUUCAUUGGCAUCUCUAUGUAGGAUUUGGCCCUAUGUGAAUACUAGGCCACAAAAUAUUUUCCGGAAACCCAUUUGAGGUAAACCAGGGUGUAACCAGGGUCGUUGCAUACUCCUUGUGACAUUUUAGUGUUAAUAUUCAGAGAAUAAUGAAUGAAGAAGACUCCACUCCGCUUAUCUAAUCGUUAGUGUUUUUAUUGAAAGGGGCUUGUCUAUAGUUUCUCGCUGGAAAAACCCCUACGGCUACCUGAUGCACUGUUGGCAUAAAACGUUUAUAUGUAUAUAUCAAACUGUAUAUAUAAUCUUAAUUGAAACAAAACACUGGAGUUCCCUAACAAGGAAAAUAAUAUAUAUUGCUAAGCGGGUAUACAUAUCACUAACCACACUAAAAUGGUUCAACUUAAUGUGUUAUUAUAUAUUUUUCUUAAUCUAUGUUCUUUCUUUUUGUACUAUAUGUAUUUUGGGGUGUAGGCUUAUACACGAUCAACAUGUGUUUAACACUCGCCUGCAAGAUCAAGUCGCUGCCUGCAAUACUGAGCGUAGUGGAGCAUAUCCAUAGACAUCUGGAACAGGGCUCAAUCCUGAAUUUAUGUGUCUAACGUGAGCAGUCUUAUCUUGUACGUAAAGUGGCAUGCUCUAGAAGUCCUUCUACCACAUGUCUAUAUGUUUGGUAUCUUUCAGUCCGAAAACAUUUCACCAUGAGGGUCAUUCUAAAGACUACAUGCUUGUGAACAGUGUGUGACACACCCCUAGGUGUACUUGAAUCUAGCAUGUCAACAGAUCUAAGGUUGUUUAUCUCAGUGACUAAGGGUCAUGCAUUUGUUUUGGAAUGUGGUUAUGUGGUUUUUACAAGGCCUUUAUAGCAAAGGCUUGUGUUUAAAAAAAAAAAAACGCUAAUUGAGAAGCCUGACCUGUGUUGUGGUUUAUCAGUGUUACAGGAACCCUGUUGUAAUAAUGAUUAAUGGGGGAAAUCAUCUGACUGUCAUGCCUGGGUCGUAUUCAUUAGGGUACUCCGUAGCAAAACAUUUUGCAACAGACAAGUAAUGUUUAAUUUCAGUCAGCUUUCUUCUGUUUGGUGCUUAAUGAAUACAGCCCUGGGUGUUGCAAUAAGACAGACUGAGAACAGAGAUCUGCAUAGCCAGUGCUGUUUGCUGAUACUGUAGUAGGCUGAUGCUCUAUGUUAUGCUAGGGCUGGAAACUUCAUUUUGAUCUUGCUUCCCUGUACCUCGCCCCUACCUUGGGUUCCAGGAUAAAUCGUAAAUUGAGGUUUGAAUGAAUCUGCUCUGUGUGUUCCUAUACAGUUCAAGGAGAAUGAUACUGUUAUGUUAGUUAUCGUGGAAACCUGGUAACAGUUUGAUUUGAAUAGGCCUCAACUCAUUUGAGGACUUGAUAUGAACGUAAUACAUUAAUUGACUGUAUUUUAGGUUGUACUACCUCAAUCCACAAGUGACAGUAAAUCAAGACCGUCAAAUAAUGCAAUACACCAGAAUGAUCAUGUGAUAGAACUACUAUAUGAAAUAUAAUGGACACUAGUGAUCAAAUCUGAGUUCUGAAAACACUCCACAGUCUUCUUUCAAAGGUUUUAUGAAGUUACAAUAUUUCUUUCUAUGUCAAUUGUUUUUAUUAGUUGUUUAUUUAUUAUUUCAUGACGGUUAGUUAACACAAGUUUACUGUAAUAGGAAUACAGUAUUGCAUUUAUAGUGUAUAUGACAUCAUUAGGUAGAAAACAUUUACUAACUUUUCUUUUUCAAAUGGUCUCUUUUAAGCGUCCACACAUUUUCAGCAGUGUUAUAUCUGGUAGAAAGGGUGUGACUUGGUUGAAAAUAUUGGCAUUUAUUUCAGAUUAUGGAUAUUUUGAAAGCAUGACAAUGACCCAGACAAUGAUGUACCAUCUCAAAAUCACUUGUCAGUCACAAUUUUGAAUUUAUUGAAGUUGCAAGUAAUUGUGAUGCUGUAUUACGAUACAAAGUACCUUUAGUAUUAAAUACUGUACUUAAUGCACAGCAAAGUCACUGGUGAUUGGUGGAUGAGACCUAUUUGGUGUAUGUGAUAAUAAAUAGUACUGUUUGUGGAGAAUGGGUACAGUCUAUGACAUUGGAAGUCAUGAUUAGUGUUUGAUUGGGUGAAACAACUGUGUUCCUAUAGAGGAGGAGGUGGCGAAGCGAGAGGUUUCACUCUCCAAAAUCUGAUUUAAGCUUGUCGCCCGCCUUUGGGACAACAACUGCCAUUUUUAGGGCAGAGACAUAAGCAUGAUCUCGUCAUCAUAUACAGAUGUCUGGUGUUCCUCUUGUUUGUGUAGUCAUGCGUCUGGAGUGUAUAAAAAUGCUUUUUACCCUUGAACUUUGACCUCAUGUCAUCGUAUCAUGGCUGUGCAUCUGUCCUGAAAAUAAAACGGCAAGCAGGAUGCUGCGAAGAUUCA